Lactuca sativa (garden lettuce) is the source of this 660-nucleotide messenger RNA. The record is from RefSeq and is a predicted model, not a curated record. Lineage: Eukaryota; Viridiplantae; Streptophyta; Magnoliopsida; Asterales; Asteraceae.
AUGGAGUACUUUGACGAUAUAUAUGCAGCCCUUACUGAGACAGUUGCCGCUGCAGCCACCGUGGCUGAUCCCAUUGCAGCCAUGAGGUGGUUGUUGGAUGUGGAGGGGUGCUUCUUUACAUAUUCAUGUCCUACUGACCAGAAGGUCAGAUGUGCCCUGAACUGGCUGAGGUCUAGGGCAAAGGACUGGUGGAGAUUGAUGAGGGGGUCGUAUACGGAUGACCAGAGAGCUGCUGUUACUUGGGAGCAGUUCAGGGACAUGUUCCGUGAUCGCUACAUUCCGAGGGUCGAGCAUGAUCGGUUAUCUCAAGAGUUUUUGGAGCUGAGACAGGGUACUGAGACGGUGACAGAGGUCACUUGUAUGUUUACUGAGAGGGCAAUGUUUUGCCCGGAGUUUGCCUUAGAGCAUGCUCAGAUGACACGCUAUCUGAGCAUGCUCAAGACUGACAUCCGUCAGUUUGUUGCCACUCAGAGAUGCGAUACUCUACUGGAGUUACAGAAGGCUGCCAGGUGGCGUGAGUUAAACCAUGAGAUGCAGUUGAGGGAGCAGCGGCAGGCCCGGAACAGUCGCAGCCGGCGCCAAAGCGGUCCAAGACCGCUGAUACCAGGACUGGGGGACAGCCAGGCUGCACUUUUGGGAAGUGCGGAAAGGCUCAUUUAG